This is a messenger RNA of Cetraspora pellucida, 1767 nucleotides long. The record is from the annotation of a GenBank genome assembly. NCBI's taxonomy places the organism in Eukaryota, Fungi, Glomeromycota, Glomeromycetes, Diversisporales, Gigasporaceae.
AUGUCAUUCGUUACUGUCGUGAGAACUGCAUUUUAUGUUAUAUUACGUUUUCUGACUAAUAUAGUAUUUAAAGUCUUUUAUCGUGAUUAUGGUGUAUUUCAUUCAGAAAAUUUUCCUCCCAACGAUGGUACCCCAAUAUUAUUUAUCGUUGCUCCUCAUGGAAAUUUUUUAAUGGAUGCGAUCACAAUUUUUAUAAAGUGUCCAAGAUAUGUGUACUUUCUGAGCGCACGAUCCAACUUUGAUUAUCCUAUUUUUGGCACACUUAUGACCCUGAUUGGGUGCAUUCCAGUUACGCGGCCAUUUGAUGUUAAAAGAGUUGAUGGCGAUGGCUUAGUAAGGGUUAUUGAAGAAGGAAAAGUAGUAACAGGUGAUGGUCUUGGUAAUGUACUUAAAGUUGGUGAUACAUUAUAUGUAGAAUUUGAAGAACCUGAUAAUGAAAUGUUGAAAGAAGCAAAUGGUAUUGUUGGAGAAAUCAUCAAUAAUGAUAAAGUACGCAUAAAAGAGCCAGGGAUGAAGUGGACCACUAAAGGAAAACGUAAAGGACAAUUAAAACGCUUAGUAGAGUAUGGUAGUUUUGUUAUUCGAGUUGAUCGUGAGAGUACUAUAACUAAUUUGGAAAGAUUUUUACCAAAAAAUGUGACAAAGACUAUUGAUAGAUUGUCUUCUUCUCCUGGAGUAUUGACUUCUCCAAUUUCUGAUGAUCAACCUCAUGAUAUUACCGUUCAUUCAUCAAAUCCAAAUCAGGAAGUAACUGAGCAUACUCCUUUAAUUCCUGAAAGUUCUUCAAAUAGUCGAAGGAGUUCUAACAUUUAUGUAGUUCCGGACAUUCCAACAACUUAUUCUUAUACUCGUAUGCCCUCUCAUUCUGAAGUUUACUCUGCUGUGCAUAGUCAUUUUGCUAAAUCCAAUUGUAUAGCUAUAUUUCCUGAGGGUACAUCGCAUGAUAAUGAGCAUAUGUUAUCAUUAAAAUAUGGUUGUGCAGUUAUGAGCUUGGGUUAUCUGGCAUCUAAUGAACCUGAUGCCUCAGGAAAUCCGAGAAGGUUAAAACUCGUACCUUGUGGAUUGAACUUUUUUGAUCGUCAUUCGUUUCGAAGUCGUGUAUUUGUUGACAUUGGUCCUACAAUAGAAAUUGAUAAUGAAUUGAUAGAAAUGUAUCGUGCCGGAGAUGAAUCCAAGCCUUCCCAACAACUUUUGAAGACCAUUCAUACAUCUUUGACAGAAAUAACGAUCAAUGCACCGGAUUUUGAAACUCUUUUAUUCUUUAAAACAGCAUCAAAAUUGUAUCGGGAAAAAUUAUUACCACAAAAGUUGAGCUUUUCAGAUAAAAUGAAAUAUUCUUCGGCUCCUUUGACAGAAGAGUUUAAACAAUUAAAAUGGGAUACUAUUUCAUAUGCUCAUGCGCUUCGCAGGCAUCAACUAUCACUACCUCAUUUGUCUGUUAAGCCAAUAUCAUUAAUCCUAUACCUUCCACUUUACUUGUUCUUAAUUGUUUUAACAAUUCCUGGGUUGAUUUUCUUUUGUCCAAUUGGACUCAUCGCUCAAUACGUUGGAAAAAAGCAGGGUGAAAAUACCAUGUUAUAUGAUGAAAAUUCAUUAGCUAUUACGCGAUGGCCUGCGGUCGCGUAUGGAACCAUGUUGCUAUGGGAAGGAAUGCGUUGGGUAGGAAAACGAACAUGGGUUUGUAUGUGGAGUCUUGCAAAACCAGCUAAAAGAAUGUCUUAUAUUUCAAAAAAAGAAGAAUUGUCAACUAGAAUUUGGAAAUGGUAG